AUGGGGCUGGUGGUUACUGGUGAGGCGCAGGAGAUGCAGGUGCUGCAGGUGCUGCUGGCCUUGACGUUGCGGUGCACGUUGCGAUGGAUCUUCAAUGUCAUCAUUGUCGACUUGACUUUUGAUAUCGCAUCACGUCGGUACCUAUGUCAUAGCCUCUCUGCUUGCGCCUUGCAGUCAGUCAGUCAGGCGCCCAAUCGCACUCCUGGUCGGAGCCGUAGACCGAGAUACAGCCCGAGCAACUGGCUGCAACCAUCCUGGCAUCCAACCCUGGCCGGCUGGAACCCCGGCAGCCCAUCGGAGGAGGCAUCGUUUCUGGUCAUCUCAAUCUCAAAUCCCAAUCCAGCAUCGCUGCCACCGUUCGUUUAUUACGGGCUCCUACCGCAGAACCCCGCCACCACCACCAGUCCACCAUCCACUCCACUCGCUAUGCGCAACCCACCACCGCCAGCGCAUCGUCACCCGACCUCCGCCCAGCGGCUUAUUGGAAUUUCAUCCUGUCCGCACCCAAAGUAA
Messenger RNA from Trichoderma virens Gv29-8, 513 nucleotides. RefSeq lists its product as uncharacterized. The transcript has 5 exons. The record is from RefSeq and is a predicted model, not a curated record. Lineage: Eukaryota; Fungi; Ascomycota; Sordariomycetes; Hypocreales; Hypocreaceae. The coding region runs from base 1 to 513 and encodes 170 amino acids.